Molecule: messenger RNA, 921 nt
Organism: Nicotiana tabacum (common tobacco)
Lineage: Eukaryota; Viridiplantae; Streptophyta; Magnoliopsida; Solanales; Solanaceae
Source: RefSeq, a predicted model, not a curated record
CAUGGUCAUCAACAGCCAUUUUCAAUAACUGUCACAUGAAUUUCCAGCUCAAUCAUCAAAGAACAAUUUCUCCCCUAAAAUCUUGUAGUAUCUGCCAAUUACAAUCUCAAAGUUCUUGCUAAAAGAAACUUACAAGUCCAGUGAAUUAAGCUCUUUCGAAAGUUUUGCUUGAAGAAAAACUAUUUAUUUCUGGACUAGGUUCCGAUUCAAGAUGGGACUCUCACAAUAUCCAACUCCAGCCGAUGCAGGAGUGUUCUGUGUGAUUCUGGUUAACACAGCCAUAUCUAUCUCUGUUGUUAAGGAGAUAGUUCGGUCUAUUCUUCAUGUGAUUGGCAUCCACUUUGCAUCUUCGGAAGAAUAUUCUAUUGAAGGCCCGUUUGAAUGUCGUGGAAGCCCUUCGGGUUCAUAUAUGGAGGACUUCCGAAGGCGAACCCCUGCAGUUCGUUAUGAUUCAGUGUGUACAUCUAAUCAAGAAUGCUCGGUAUGCCUGGCAGAUUUCAACCAUGAUGUAGAAAUAAACUGCCUCUCAUGUGGCCAUGUUUUUCAUAAGCUCUGUCUUGAGAAAUGGAUCAAGAAUUGGAAUGUCACCUGUCCUCUCUGCAGGAAUUACAUUAUGCCUCAAGAAGGUGAGGAAGAUACUUGUCCAAUGUGAAUUUGUGAUGCUACUAGUCCAUCUGUUCGAGGUGUUCCUAUGUACAGCUUAGUAGUGUACAGAUUGAAUAGAUGGAUGCCUGAUCGACGUAAUUCUGUAGCUUGUUAAAUUGUAGUACUCUGCGUCCUCUCAGAGUGACGGGUCUCCUUGUUGUGACCAAGUAUUCAUACAUUGUUGUACAUAUAUAUUAUGAAUUUUCCACUUGGGAUGUUCUCCAUCUUCUAGCUUAGCCAGCUAGCAUUAAAGGGAACAAUUUACUGGUUGAUUGA